AUUCCACUGACUAGAAAUUGACUCAUUCUUUGACAGCGAGGCAUCCGGUCAAGAGAUCAAUUAACCAUCACCAUGGGGCGAUUUGCGGAUACGCUCAGCUUUUCUGGCCUUUUUGCAACGUUGGCAUUCAAAGCCGUUUGUGGCCAGGAGUCGGGGAUGGUCUAUGGAUUUGACAGCAUUGAGCCAUCAGCUAAUCUCACGUGGACACAAUGUUUCGAUGGUCUCGCAUGCUCCAAGUUGGAGGUUCCUUUGGAUUAUUCUAACAGGAGUCUGGGCACAACAUCAAUCGCUUAUAUUAAGCUGGCAGGCAAGAAUGCUACCGUCGAGUCCCCAAGUAUUGUCGUACUUCCCGGUGGUCCGGGUGGCUCCGGCAUCGACCUUCUCCUGUCCUACCGGUCUCUUGCUGGGCAAAUCUUCGGGGAGCAAUAUAAUUUCAUCUCCUAUGACCCUCGUGGGGUGAACAACAGCGGUUUGACGCUCGACUGUUUUUCAGGCAACGCCGAAGCAAGAUUAGCCUUCAAUCGACUAUACAGUACAGGAACCACCAAUGUUUCCUCAACGACGUUUCAUGAGCAGUACUAUUCUGGGUCUAUCUAUGGAGAGUGGUGCAACAAUGCCGUCGAACGCGAUGCAUCUCAUGCAUACUAUGUGACCACGCCGGCGAACGCUCACGAUUUGCUCACCUUCGUCGAGGCUCUGGCUGAGUCAAACGGCCAGUCGCCAUCAGAUGCAAAGCUAUGGGCCUACGGUGUCAGUUACGGCACUGUCACUGGCACCACCUUUGCUUCCAUGUUCCCCGACCGCAUCGGGAGAAUGAUACUCGACGGCGUUGUCAACGCCGACCAGUAUUAUGACAACGACUGGAGGGACGCAUCUGAUCAGAUGGACGAGGCCAUGGAGAAGUUUUCGAGCCUCUGCCACUCUGCAGGCCCCGAGGCGUGCUCCUUCUGGGGGCCUACGCCCGAGAACAUCACCACCAGGCUGGACGACAUCAUCCUGCAGCUCCGAAACCAUCCGGUCCCUCUGAGCGGAGUCCAGAAUCAGAGUCUGCCACAGCUAGUCACCUAUUCAGACCUAAAGGCCCUGUUCAUCAACACCGUCUACAACCCACCCGCGGACUUCCCGGUCAUGGCCGACAUCCUCCGCCAGGUAGAAGACGGAGACGUGUCUGCCCUCGCGGGGAUGUUCCACGUUUUGGACGUUAAAGCGGACGCCCGUUACAUCAUCCAAUGCGUUGACUCAUAUCGGAGGAACAAGGUCGCUACAAUUGAGGAGUUCAAGGACUUUGCCGAGUACACGGCUUCCCGCAGCAAAUACCUCGGCGAUAUUUAUCCCAACCUCAUUGGGGGUGUCGUUUGCUCUUCCUUCCGACCGGAAUUGCCUGAUAGCAUGGUUUUUCAAGGGCCAGUGGGGUCGAACAAGACCACGUCCUUUCCAAUCUUGUUCGCGAGCAACACCAUCGAUCCAAUAACGCCCCUCGUAUCGGCGCGCAAGAUGUCUGCUCAGUUUCCAGGGUCAGCCAUACUACUACAAGAAGGCAUCGGUCACACGGUCAUGUCGCUCGGGGCGUCACCAUGUUACUUUGGCUAUAUCCAGGCAUAUUUUCAAGGCAUUCUCCCACCUUCCAAUGUCACUUGCCCACAGCAAUACGUCCCCUUCGGAGGAGGUGCUGUUUAGGAGCAUAGGUUACCACUACUUCCUAUGAUACACUCUAGGAGUGUGGAUUGACUUAGAAAGCGAAGUAUCACUCUGCCUGUUUAGCUUACGGCAUAUUUGACUGGCCCUAAGUCGAGUGUAAAGUCGAAAACCCAAUCAAAUCAAAGGGUUCACCGCACAAUAGUAGUGCAUAGUCUGAUUUUCCGGUGAUGUAUAUGUUAUUAUAGUUUGCGUUAUUAAUUGUGAGUCUAAAUUGUCUCUGUA
Messenger RNA from Diaporthe batatas, 1920 nucleotides. RefSeq lists its product as uncharacterized. Bases 73 to 1677 code for a protein of 534 amino acids. The transcript has 6 exons. The record is from RefSeq and is a predicted model, not a curated record. Lineage: Eukaryota; Fungi; Ascomycota; Sordariomycetes; Diaporthales; Diaporthaceae.